Molecule: messenger RNA, 3562 nt
Organism: Xyrauchen texanus (razorback sucker)
Lineage: Eukaryota; Metazoa; Chordata; Actinopteri; Cypriniformes; Catostomidae
Gene: txndc11
Product: thioredoxin domain containing 11
Exons: 12
Coding region: 126-2483 (785 amino acids)
Source: RefSeq, a predicted model, not a curated record
UGAUACGUGUGAUUUGUCCGUUGGUGCGGCGCUUGUUGUGAUUGUGAGCGGCUCAUGUUCGCCUGGAUUCGGUUCGGAUGUGUUCGAUUCUGCGGGGCUGAUGUGGUCGCUGUAGCGGGUCGGUUAUGCUGCGGCGGGUUUGGGCACAGCUCCGGCAGUUGGCGGUACAGAUGGCGAGAAGACCUGAACUGUGCUGCGGCGUGAUACUGCUCAUCUGCGCUCUCAUCCUACCGAUAACUUACACCUGCGGGCGGGAGAAGAUUGUGGUGGCGGCCGCUCGGACUCCAGUGCGCUUCUUCCCCGUGGACGUCCCAGUGCUGGACUUGUUUCUGGGUCAGUUGGAUGAAGCGGAUCGGAUCAGAGAGGAUGCUGAUGUGUCUGUUGUCUUCUACUACGCCCCCUGGUGCGCUCACUCCAUCACUGCACGACAGCACGUCCAGCAGGUGGCGCUGCGACUCGCUGCUGAGGUGCAGUUUAUCGCAGUGAACUGUUGGUGGCAUCAGGGCAGAUGUAGAAAACACAAGAACUUCUUCCAGUAUCCACACAUACACCUGUACUUCAGGAGGUUUGGUCCGAUGGACUACAGUGGUCCUGUCACUUCGGAUUAUUUGGAGAGUUUCAUUCAGAGAGUCUCUCGCCCGCUCACGUACCUGCCCACCCGUGCAGCCCUGCACACCUUCCUCACACACCACCAGCAGGGUGUGGUGGGAUAUUUUCAGUUUAAUUCAUCUCCUCAGCCGAAUGGUUACGUCACCUUUCUGCUGUCCGCUCUGCACAUGCUCAGACGAGAUCAUCAGGGGGCGGUGCGGUUUGCAGUGGUGACCAAUCAGGCGGUGGCAGAGGGGGUUUCACUCAGGGAGGAUGAGAGUGUGUAUUUACACCGGCGGUUGAACGGCUCACUGGUUUUUCCACGAGCGCAACGGAACUUCACUGUACAGGCCGUCUGUGAUUGGGUGUAUGACAACAGAGAGAGUGUCAUCCAGUGGAUUCAGCCAAUGGGAACCAAGAGUUACUCACUAGAGGCGGAGCUAAAGAAAGGCCCCGCCCUUCUUACGUUCCUCCCACACUAUCCAAUCAGAGCCAAUCAGCUGCUGACUCAGGUGACAGACGUGGCGUUGCGUUAUCACUCUUGUUGCGGGUCAGAUGAGGGUGUGUCCACUGUCCCGCGCUGCUGUCAAUCACUGCUGAUGUCUGGAUCGAGUUCCGCGGUCACGAGCGGUAAAACUAACAUCUGUGAACUGUGUGUGAUCCGCUCCAGUUCUUCCUCAGAUCUGAUGUCAGCUGUUCUCCCUGUGUCUCACUGCUCUCUUCCGGAGCUGCAUACGGUUCUACAGCGGUAUUUAAAGCAGACGGUGUCGAGCGCGUCCUGCAGUCACGUCUGGAGCUCAUAUAGUCCUUACAGUCAGUACAGCGCCUGCUGCAGAACGCUACAGAACUCACAGCGGCGCCCCCUGCUGCCUGACGCCGUCACAGGACUGCACUGCCGCACCAAUAAGACACUGCGCUUUUACCUGCUCGACUCGCAACUCAACUGGCCGCUGGCGCAGAGACUCGGAGCGCAUGAUAACCGCAGUGCGCUGCCCUUCAUCACCAUCAUCAACCUCAGAGACGAGACGCACUAUGUGCUCAACAACACGGACUCACUGGAGCAGUUCAUUAAGAGCUUCAGUGUUCACUACAGUCCUCUACACAGACAUCUAGUGCAGCACAAACAACAACACCCACAAUCCCUCAUACAGGAAGUGACCACAGACAACUUCCUGGACACAGUCAUGGACUCACACAAGGACGUGCUGUUGUUGUAUUAUUCGAGCUGGUGUGGCUUCUGCUCUGCUCUCAAUCAUGUGUUUCUGCGACUGGCUCGUCUGUUCCAGGGAAACGGCGCCCUCACUGUGGCCAGAGUUAAUGCUGCUGUGAAUGAUCUGCCCUGGGAGUUUAUGGUCGAUCAUCUGCCAUCUGUACUGUUCUUCCCCCGACACAGGAAGCAGAUGAGCGUAAAGUUUCCAGAAAAUACCCCUGUGACGCUCCCCAACCUGCUGCGCUUCAUUCUGCAGCACUCUAGCCACACCCCUAGGGAGGAGACAGGCAGCGGGGUGGGGUCAAAGUCUCUGCUGGAGGCGGAGCUUCACACUCUGCAGCAGGAAGUCUUUUCUCUGCAGCGCGCUCGAGAGCGCCUCUCUCAGCAGCUGGCUGUCAUGUGGCGGGAAAACCGUCGUCUGAUGCUGCACACGCAUGUGCUGGAGAGGCAGAACUGCGAGCUGCAGGCGCAGAGCGACCGUCUGGAGACACUGUACAGGGAGAAAACUCAACAGCUCGCAGACACCGUUCACAGACUGCAGGAGCUCGCAGACGCAUCUGAAGAACUGCUGAAUGAAAACUCGCUCCUGAAAGUGCUGCUGAGCGCUCUGAGAGUGAGACAGGACACUGAGAGAGUGAGACAGGACACUGAGAGAGUGAGACAGGAGAGUGAGACAGGAGACUGAGAGAGUGAGACAGGAGACUGAGAGAGUGAGACUGAGAGAGUGAGACAGGAGACUGAGAGAGUGAGACUGAGAGAGUGAGACAGGAGACUGAGAGAGAGAGACAGGAGAGUGAGACAGGAGAGUGAGACAGGACACUGAGAGACUGAGACGGGACACUGAGAGACUGAGACGGGAGACUGAGACAGGACACUGAGAGAGUGAGACGGGACACUGAGAGAGUGAGACGGGACACUGAGAGAGUGAGACAGGACACUGAGAGACUGAGACUGGAGACUGAGAGAGUGAGACAGGACACUGAGAGAGUGAGACAGGACACUGAGAGAGUGAGACAGAGAGUGAGACAGGAGACUGAGAGAGUGAGACAGGAGACUGAGAGAGUGAGACAGGAGAGUGAGACAGGACACUGAGAGAGUGAGACAGGACACUGAGACGGGGAAACCACCUGACGACUAAUGAUUAUCAUGUUACAGAAUCUCAUGACACCUGUCGAGAACAUGUUCCAGUCAUGUUUGAACCCAAAACCUAAAGAAAAAUGUAAAAGUAUAUGAAUUAAAUAAAUUGAAGUCUAUUUCAGAACAUUAAAUAAAUGAUGUGCAUGCAUUACGGUAAUGAGAAUUGGGGGUAAAAUGUACACAAAUUGAAAAUAACAAUAAUUCUGUAAAUAUGAAUCGUCCUAAAACAGGUUUAAUUUUCUUUAUUAGAAAUGUAACUUCUUGUGUUUUUUCUUCAGGUGUUUGGGGGGAAAUUUGAUGAAUGUAAACAUGUUCCUCUCAUGAAGACAUGUGCUCAGCAAAUGAAGAAUAUCAGUGAAACACGGUUAAAACAUGAAGUAUGUCAUAAUCGCUCAUGAUCAAGUGUUGAUCGUGAGUGUUCAGGGAUUGAUUGUGUUGUUUAGAUCUUUAUGGGUUGAAAUUAAAUUCAUGGUCAUUUUGAUCCUCUGGCUCUGAUAUCAUUUAUAUUAUUAUGUAUUUUUUACAGCACAUGAAAUCAGAUUUACUUUACAGAACAUGUUAGAAUAAUAAUAAUGAGUUAUUUCUCUUCUGGAUGAUGCUGAAUAUAUGUUCUGCUGGUGCCGAUAU